This is a messenger RNA of Ostrinia furnacalis (Asian corn borer), 1280 nucleotides long. RefSeq names its product cuticular protein RR-1 motif 1 (gene CPR1). Gene Ontology annotation, cellular component: chitin-based extracellular matrix. NCBI's taxonomy places the organism in Eukaryota, Metazoa, Arthropoda, Insecta, Lepidoptera, Crambidae. The coding region runs from base 140 to 736 and encodes 198 amino acids. The record is from RefSeq and is a predicted model, not a curated record. Gene Ontology annotation, molecular function: structural constituent of chitin-based larval cuticle. The transcript is spliced from 4 exons.
GAAAUUCUCUAAGGAGUGUACAACCGCGGCCGUGAACGGUUUCCGCAUUGUGGUCGCGAUCGGUUGCAUACAGUGAAGUGCCUGGAUUUGUAACGUUUGUGAUUUUUUUUAUAGAAAAAUUCCCGAAAAAGUGCACAGGAUGUAUUCGACUGAAGCUGUCCUUUGCACAAUCGCAGUAUGCAUACUCACGGUAGCGGGAUCACCACUAGAAGACGGCAAAUGGCAUCCGUACAAAUAUGGGGACGACGGCAAGUACAUCCCAACCGACGAAGGAAAGUAUAUCCACAUACCGAACCCUUACAUUCACAUCAACAACCCCUACGACGGCGGCUACGGGCCCUACAGCCACGACUACGAGCCCUACGUAGGAGAAGCGACUGUGGACAGAUACCAGCAUGUCUUGACCCCUCCUGACGAGCUGUUACCUUACUACAAGGAUGGGUACUACAGGAAUAACGGGAUCAAGAUUAUCAGGCAGAAGCAUAAUUAUGAGGAGGAUAAAUACGACUUCGAUUUCGAAACUGAAAACAAGAUUCGCGCCGAAGAAAAAGCUUUCAUCAAAAACCCGAACACUGAGGAUGAGGGCAUUGCUUCGAAAGGCUUCUACGAGUACAUCGGCCCCGACGGCUUCUUAUACAGGGUGGACUACACAGCCGACGAGAACGGUUUCAGGCCGGUCCAGCGAAGAAUAGAAACACCCUACUCCGGGAAAUGGGUGCUGAAGAAAGUAGAAUGAACAUCAACUCCACAACUCUCAUGAAUCCUUAGAUUUUAACGAAAAGCGAAGAUUCGGCAUGUGCUUUCAUUUGCUUUGAAAGAAGAUGGCCCUGACAACAUGGUGAAUGUCAGUGUCAGUGAGUGAAAUAAAGUUGUAUUUUAUAAAUGAAAAGUGAUGCCGUGGAAAUUGUUGUUAGUACUUGAAUUGUUCGUACACUUUCUUAACAUACAAGACGGCUCUGCGCGCGUGUAUUUGGUAGGUCAGACCGAUUGUGACCUCUGAUGAAGGACUUCGUUUGAGUAUGCUGUAUCUUCCCUUUUUGUCCCAAUAAUCUAAGCAUGAAUCAGUAUUUCAACUAGGCUUCGCAAACCAUUCCUACACUCGACUGUUUAUUAUAGAUGACAUAACAAAACAUAAUAAUUUGACAUUUGAACAAUACUAGGAUCAACCUAGUUUCCUUUGAAAAUGUUUAGGUAAUUGUAAUUUAUACAUUAGGUUAAGCGCUUAGAUCGUACUUAGAUAUUUAUUUAUGAAAUGUGAUAAUAAAGUUGUAUUUCUACGA